Messenger RNA from Thrips palmi, 1794 nucleotides. RefSeq lists its product as uncharacterized. Lineage: Eukaryota; Metazoa; Arthropoda; Insecta; Thysanoptera; Thripidae. The record is from RefSeq and is a predicted model, not a curated record. Gene Ontology annotation, cellular component: cytoplasm; nucleus. Gene Ontology annotation, biological process: protein ubiquitination; modification-dependent protein catabolic process. Gene Ontology annotation, molecular function: ubiquitin protein ligase binding; protein tag activity.
GAGCCCCAGCUUGGCCGUGCUCGUCAGCCCAGCGGGGCUGCCACUGGUGAUCCUCAAGGUGUUGUGCAACGGGGCGCCUCUGCGCGCCAUCUCGCUGGUGGACCCGGCGACCGGCCAGCCAAACCUUCGAUUCGUGGCGCCGAGGCCCGGCGGCCGGGUCACAGUGUAUCUCCAGAACGACGGACUGGAAGAGGGCUUCUUCUACCAACUGGAACGUGCAGAGCUCGGGCCCGGGGAGACCUGGGACGACUGCCGCCCCGCCGUCGUGAACGAAGCCAACGUCGUGUUCCAUGGCAACAGCACGACGGUGCGGCGGGACGUGAGCACGGGCGGCCGGUCCAUCCUCGUGGAGGCCCUGCGCGACGCCUCGGGCCGCACCCUGACGGACGUGGACGCGGAGCUGCGGGGCCUGCGCCGCACCAAGUGGCGCCUGGGCGUGUGGCCCGGUGUGUUCGAGCGCAAGCUCCUGGACGGGUGCGAAUGGCUGCUCUCCACCCAGCGGGGCCCCUCCGCCGUAAUCGUCAGCGUCAAGGCGCCCACGGGCCGCAUGGUGUUCGCCGCCUGCCCCGCGACGGACUCCCUGGACAGCCUCAAGGAGAGCGUGGAGCAGCAGCUGGGCAUCCCGCGGGCCGAGCAAGAGCUGCGCACCCAGGACGGUUCCAUCCCGCAGCGACUGUCGGACGUGCUGGGCGCCCCCUCGCCGGUGCUGUACGCGUGCGGCAAGCAGCGCCGCGGGGCCUGGCUGUGGCUGUACGUGCGGCAUGAGCGCGGCACAACGUUCUUGGUCGUCCCUGCCUCCGACACGGCGUCCGAAGUCCGGUGCUGGCUGGACGACGGGCUCGCCACGCCGCUGGACCGCCUGUACUUCGCGGGCGAGGAGCUGCGGGACGACCGCCCCCUGGCCGAAUACGGCGUCGAGUGCUUGUCCACCCUCGAGCUCCGUGAGCACGGCGCGGGUCUCCAGGUGACCGUGGAGGUGUUUCCUCUUGCCCCUGGCAAGCCCCCUGUGCUGGUGCAGCUGGGAGCAGACCCCGCGGACACGGUUGAGACGCUGCGCUGGGGGGCUGUCUUCAAAUCCACUCCAAGCUCCAAAGGUCAUCGCGCCAUCGGGUUUGUCGCCGACAGCCCGAGCUUCGGGCUCUUCAUGGAGGAGCGGGAGCUUCCCUGCAAGCGGACUGUGGCCGAGUGCGGCAUCACCAGCGGGGCCAGGCUGUGCUUCCGGAGAAGGGAUUCGGAUCUUGACUCACGAAAGAUGCAGAUCUUCGUCAAAUUUAUGAGGAGCACUACGGCGAUCCAGUGUUUUGAAUGGGAUACAGUUCAGGCGGUCAAGGAGGCGGUCAAGGACCGUGUUGGUCUUGAGACUGCGUCUAAGGAGAUGUACCUCAUGAUGCGAGCGCCGCUCGAAGACGAGCUCACUCUCUGCGAGUCUGGCGUCGGGGAUCAGUCCUUUCUGCACUUGAUGCUGAGAAUUCGCGGCGGUGGGAGCUCUUCAUCGUCGGUCGGAGCGGCGCAGCCCGCCGGCCAAGCACAAGCAGCCCCUGAGGGCGCUCAGCCCAUCGCCUCCGCCACUCCGCCUGCUCAGCCCACCGACACCCUCGCAGUGGGGAAAAUUGUAGCAGGCAAAUUCCUGCCUCCAGAGAAGACAAGGACCUGCCACUUUCACAUCGAUGACCAGAGGCCCGCCCUGAAGCUGCAAUUUGAUAUCUUCGUUGAUGAGGCCUGAUUUCAAUAAGAUUCUUGAUUGAUUCAUUUUUUUUUCGUGAUAAGCCCUGAAAGAAACCUUAGGGAAAGAAA